AUGGCAAAGAAGAACCUGGUCUUUAUGGAAAACGAAAGCACAACUAGCUCACAGCAUGGUGCUUUACCUUCUCCGACAACCCGAAAGAUGAAUGACCUACUCGAAUUGAUGAGCAGACCUCCUUCCCCUAGCGAGCUAGAACAUUCCUCGCAUGCUUCAAACUCACCCAAAUCUAGCUCUAAGAGUCCAAAUGGCUAUACGUUUUCUUCUCAACAAGUCCCAGCACUUUUUUCCAAAGAUGUGAUAAAACGUAACCAAGCAAAAAAUGGAUCAAACAAAGGACAUUUUAAAUCUAAAAAUCUUAUAGCUGUCAAUGCUGAAUAUUUGAUCAAGAAAAAGAAGACCAACGAUCCUGAGGAGGCGAUACGCAUGGCACAAAAGAAAGUUGUAAAGCAAAGGGAAAAAGUCAAUGCAAGCCUUAAAAAUUGGAGACGCAUUGCUGAGACAGAUCCCUCGAAAGCAGCACAGAUGCGUGCAAAAGUACCACAGAACAUCUCAAUGAAGCUCUAUGUUCCUGCUCGAACACAUCAGCUAUAUCAUCGCGGCGCAGCAAGAACGAUGGAGGAAGCUCACCAUUUAGCUCCGUCCAAUGCAACUUCGCAAGUUUCUAAUAAGUAUAGUUCUAUGCUUAUCAAACGUCAAUCACUGGAUAAAGAGUCCAAUCCAAAAAUACCGACACAAGAUAAAAUCUUACUGAAAGCAGCAGAACUUUUCUUCGAUCAUGAUGAUAUGCAUUUGUCUCAUGCCCUCGAGCAGUCUAAAAAAGAGUCUAAAGACCAUUCAAAACCGGCGCCAUUUACAUCUGACGUAUUGCGACGUGGUUCAAGCUACUUCAAAACGCCCAAAGGGUACUUUUCCAACAAAAAUACCGCACUUUUAGCAGCAGAAACUGCAGAAAAGCAACAAAAAGUCGCUUUUCAUUGUCGCAUUCAAGAUACAAGGCCUAAAAAUGCUGCGGAUGACUUAGAGCGGGUAACCCAAGAACUGGUAAAGCGACAAGUCAGAGAACAUCUACCUUCAAGCGUGGAGAAAGCGUCUUUGUCUUCUUCUCAAGCUCGCCCAAUAAAGAAACACAAGGCUUCAAAACUCUCCGAAGAAGAUCGAAGAUCGAUUAACGCAGCCAAGUUAUUUUUCUCCGAUGAGAACAUAUCCCUUGAGCAAGCAAUUGGGAAGCAGAAUGCAAUAAGUGAAGGACAAAAAAAGCAAAGGAGCUCCAACGGUAUGCCUCGCACUUCAUCCAUUCCCAUGCCAUUUUCCGAUGAGUUGCUUCGUAACAAAUCCGGUAAAAAGCCAAAAGGCUACAACACGAAUGAUCAAGUAGUUGCACGCCACGCUGAAAGAUUCAUGUCUGACGGGAAUAUCAUGGAUAAAGAUGUUGCGAUUGGUAUGGGGAAGAAAAUGAUACAAAGAAGUAAUCUACGUAAACAAAUCAAGUUAGCUCAUUGGAGGCAAAUUGCAGAGACAGAUCCUUCAAAAGCCAGACUUGCUACAACAAGAGUGCCAACAAGAUUAUCCAAAACACAUUAUAUCCCUCUCAGAGCACAUCAAUUAGAUCAACAAGGAAAAGCUAAGGGUAUGGAAGAGGCAACUCAAAUGGCCACUGCGGAAGCUCAGAGAGAACUCGAUCGAAAGAGAACGUCCUAUCACAGGUUCAAAGCUCCUCUUAAGGGCAGAAGACCAAAAUAG
This is a messenger RNA of Meira miltonrushii, 1686 nucleotides long. RefSeq lists its product as uncharacterized. Lineage: Eukaryota; Fungi; Basidiomycota; Exobasidiomycetes; Exobasidiales; Brachybasidiaceae. The coding region runs from base 1 to 1686 and encodes 561 amino acids. The record is from RefSeq and is a predicted model, not a curated record. The transcript has 4 exons.